Messenger RNA from Aethina tumida (small hive beetle), 1544 nucleotides. RefSeq lists its product as uncharacterized. Gene Ontology annotation, cellular component: nucleus. Bases 23 to 1252 code for a protein of 409 amino acids. The transcript has 4 exons. Gene Ontology annotation, molecular function: zinc ion binding; DNA-binding transcription factor activity, RNA polymerase II-specific; RNA polymerase II cis-regulatory region sequence-specific DNA binding. Lineage: Eukaryota; Metazoa; Arthropoda; Insecta; Coleoptera; Nitidulidae. The record is from RefSeq and is a predicted model, not a curated record. Gene Ontology annotation, biological process: regulation of transcription by RNA polymerase II.
AAAUCAACCAAUUAAAUCUUAAAUGAAAAACUUUAAAAAUUUUCCCAUAUGCAAAUUCAAAAAUGCCCCAAAGCCUUUUGUUGUUGUUUUGGUGGGAUUGACAUUUACGUUGACAUUUCGACAUUGCUGUGAAAAUGUCAAAGUAACAUUGCCCCAAAAACCACGUACAAACUCCGUCAAAAUCAUGCCGAAAGUGUGCCGAUUGUGUCUCGUGCGUUUGCAACGGGGCUCCAAAUAUUUCAACGUGAACGCAGUCGAAUCCUAUUCGGGCUUCAUGCCGUACAGAGACCAACUAACCACCUGCAUACCGGAGAUGGCCCUUGAUUUGAUCCCCAACCCAGUGAUAUGUAACAUGUGCCGGCAGGCCUUGAGACUGGCCUACGACUUCAAAACAAAAUGCCUCGAAGUGGAGGAGAAGAUCAGGAAACACGUCGAGUCGCAACCGAGCGGCGAGGAGUACAAUCUCAGCGCCCUGGCCAACUUGGACCACGGCAAACGUUACAACCACCUAAAACAGCCACCCCAACCACAACCCGAGCUGGAAAUCCAACACAAAAAGCUCACGGACGACGUGAUACAGGAAGUGGUGCUGGUCAAAAACGAAUCAAUCCCGACUAAACUCGAGUCACCACAUCACAAAAGUCCAAUUGGCAGCUAUGAACCGGAGGACACCAAGACCGAGCACAAACGUCUGUACUGCUGCAUGGCCAACGGCUGCAACGAGCAGUUCGUCAACCCCACACUGAUGGCGGCCCACCGGGCCGAACAGCACGGCCACUUCGGCGAGGACUACGUGUGCAACUUCUGCGGCGGCACGUUCCGCUCCCUGCAGCUGCUCAGGAGGCACAACACCAAGUGCUGCAAAGAUUCCAGGCCGGAGGAGGUGAAGGCCAUACUGACGAAGCGGCCGCACCUGCCGACGAAGGCGAAGAACCACCUGAAGAAGUGGCUGUUCAAGCACACGGACCAUCCGUAUCCGACUGACCAGGAGAAACAGCAACUGAUGAUUCAAACCAAUUUGACUUUAUUGCAGGUGGAGAAUUGGUUUAUAAACGCACGGAGGCGGAUACUGCAGGACCUGACGCGUUUGAAGGCGCGACGCUCGACGUUGGUGCAGUCGAAGCACGCGGAGUUUCUGGCCAUGCACACCGACGUCGAUUUGGAGGAGGAGAUGCCGAUUUUCGCCGACGAUGCCAACGGGCUUGACGUUAGAGUUGUCGAGGUGAAAGAGGAGUCUGACACUAAUGGUUGAAGUUAUUUUAAUUGUUGAUUGUAUUGUAAAUAUUAAUUUUAAGGUGUAACCGUUCGCUUUACUAUGUAAAUAUAUAUAAUUUAAUGUCUGUUUUUUUAUAUUCGGUUAAAAGAAGAGGAAUAAGAACAAAGUGGUUGGUGAAAAGAGGAUUGUCAACAGUAAUUGUUAUAUUUGUGUUAAUAGAUUAGAUCUAAUGCAUUUAAAUUAUUUAAAUUCUUUACUACUAUUUGUUAGACUUAUUUUAUAUGUUUAGUUUUUAUACAGUAGUUUGAAUAAAUAUGUUAAAUGUUAA